Striga hermonthica is the source of this 4347-nucleotide messenger RNA. Lineage: Eukaryota; Viridiplantae; Streptophyta; Magnoliopsida; Lamiales; Orobanchaceae. The record is from the annotation of a GenBank genome assembly.
AUGACAGCUAGUUCGCUAAAUCAGAAAAAUGGAAAUGGUUUGGCUGAGCAGCCCAAUGAUUUUCCCAGGCCUUCUGGUGGAUCUUUAGCAUGCAUGGUGAAUUCAGAAAUUGGUGCAGUUUUGGCUGUGAUGAGGAGAAAUGUGAGAUGGGGAGUUCAUUAUGCAUCUGAUGAUGAGCAGACAGAACAUUUUCUAAUUCUAUCUUUCAAAGAACUUAGGAAGAAGAUUUUUUCAUGGCAAAACCAUUGGCAUACUAUUGAUCCGGUUUUGUACCUGCAGCCAUUUUUGGAUAUCAUUAAAUCUGAUGAAACUGGUGCACCAAUUACUGGUGUUGCUCUGUCAUCUGUUUACAAAAUCUUGAAUUUACAGAUACUUGAUUCCGAAACUGUGAAUGUUGAUAAUGCUUUAAACCUAAUUGUUGAUGCUGUGACAAGCUGUCGUUUUGAGGUGACUGAUCCUGCUUCUGAAGAAGUUGUAUUGAUGAAGAUUCUGCAAGUUCUUUUGGCUUGUAUGAAAAACAAAGCAUCAGUUACUUUAAACAACCAUCAUGUGUGUAGCAUAGUGAAUACUUGCUUCCGUAUAGUUCAUCAGGCAAGCUCUAAGAGUGAACUUCUGCAAAGGAUAUCCCGCCACACAAUGCAUGAGCUUGUCAGGUGUAUUUUUUCUCGCCUUCCUAUCUUGAAUAAAAAGGAAGAAUUGGCUCAUGAAAGCACCACUUCUCCUAAAAGAGAGGAUGAUGUAGCCGCUCAAAGUCACUCUACUGAGGAGAAGCAAAAUGUUGGAUAUACUUCUCCAGAAAAUGAGAAGAAAAAAGCUGAGAACAUAAAUGGAAAUGAUGGCACAUUAAGUGCUGAUUCUUCGAUGAUGGAUCCUUAUGGUGUUCCAUCAAUGGUUGAAAUAUUUCAUUUCUUAUGCUCUCUCCUAAAUGUGAUGGAGAACAUAGAAUUCGGUCCUAGAUCUAACCCAAUAGCUUAUCAUGAAGAUGUUCCUCUUUUUGCUCUGGGUCUGAUCAACUCUGCAAUAGAGUUAGGUGGUGCUUCUUUUGCUGAUCAUCCUAAAUUAUUAGCUCUGAUACAAGAAGAAUUGUUUUACAACUUGAUGCAGUUUGGAUUGUCAAUGAGUCCACUAAUUCUAUCAACAGUAUGUAGCAUAGUUCUAAAUCUUUACCACCACCUCCGCACUAAAUUAAAGCUACAGCUUGAAGCUUUCAUCUCCUCAGUGUUGUUGAGGAUAGCACAGAGUAAGUAUGGAGCUUCUUACCAGCUGCAGGAGGUUGCUAUGGAAGCUAUUACUGACUUCUGUAGGCAGCCUAUGUUUGUUACCGAGCUGUAUGCCAAUUACGAUUGCGAUAUAUCCUGUAGCAAUGUAUUUGAAGGCCUAGCCAACCUCUUAUCGAGAAGUGCUUUUCCGGUGAACAGCCCUUUAUCCGCAAUGAACACUCUUGCUUUGGAUGGUCUGAUUGCUCUGCUUCAGGGCAUGGCUGAAAGAAUAGGUCAUGAUUCGUCAUGUUCUGGGGAAGCCUCUGCAGAUUUUGGUGAAUAUAAGCCGUUUUGGACCGUGAGAUGCAAUGAUUAUGAUGAACCUCGCCAGUGGGUUCCGUUUAUCCAUAACAUGAAAAACAUUAAGAGAAAGUUGAUGGCUGGUGUUGAUCACUUCAACAGGGAUCCCAAGAAGGGGCUUGAAUUCCUUCAAGGGUUAAAAUUGUUGCCUGAAAAACUCGAGCCCAGAAGCGUGGCAUGCUUCUUUAGGUAUACGGUGGGAUUAGAUAAAAAUAUCAUCGGGGAUUUUCUGGGAAGUCAUGACGAAUUUUCCGUGCAAGUACUUCACGAACUCGCCCGGACAUUCGAUUUUCGAGACAUGAAUUUGGACACUGCUCUGCGUAUUUUAUUGGAGACUUUCAGGUUACCUGGCGAGUCGCAGAAAAUACAAAGAGUGCUUGAAGCUUUCGCCGAGAGCUACUACGAGCAAUCGCCAGAUAUUCUAGUCAAUAAAGAUGCCGCCCUUUUGCUCUCGUAUUCCUUAAUAUUGCUCAACACCGAUCAUCACAACGCACAGGUCAAGAAGAAGAUGACCGAAGAAGACUUUAUCCGGAACAACCGUAAAAUCAACGGUGGAGAAGAUCUCCCUCGGGACUUCUUAUCCAAGCUUUACCACUCCAUCUGUGAAAACGAGAUUCGUAUGGUCCCGGACCAAAUCGGCAGCGCUGCUGUUCUGACCCGAAGCCACUGGAUUGGCCUGAUACACAAAGCAAAACACACGAGCCCGUUCAUUAUUGCUGACUGUGGGUCCCACCUUGACUUUGACCUGUUUUCCAUUUGUUCUGGUCCUGCUAUUGCUGCCAUAUCCGUGGUGUUUGAUCAUGCCGAGCAGGAAGAUACCCUUAAGUCGUGCAUUGAUGGUUUCCUGGCCAUAGCCAAACUUGCAGCCUCUUACAACUCUGGAGAAGUACUGGACGAUCUAGUCGUGUCCCUCUGCAAAUUCACUACCUUAUUGCAUCCAUCUUUCAGCGAAAGAUCCGUUCUUUAUUUUGGGGACGACAUGAAAGCCCAGCUGGCUACAGUUGCGGUUUUCACCAUUGCAAACCGGUUCAGUGACCAAAUCCGUUCGGGCUGGAGGAACAUACUCGACUGCAUCUUGAGCCUGCAGAGGAUAGGCCUUUUGCCUGCCCGUCUCCCGAGCGAUGCCACUGAUGAUCCUGAUAAUAACGAUCAAGUGAAAACAUCGGCCGCUAAUUCUUCUUCGGCAUCUCAGCCUCCGGCGGCAACUCCUUCCCGAAAAUCGUCUGGCCUCAUGGGCCGGUUUAGUCUACUGUUGUCUCUCGAUGCUGAAGAUCCCGCGCCACAAUUCUCUGAGGAGCAUCUUGCCGCCCGCCAGCGUACUCAGCAGACCGUACAAAAUUGCCACGUAGACGCCAUUUUCGCCGAGAGCAAGUUUCUUCAGGCGGAUUCUUUAUUGCAGCUCGUCCGUGCUCUCGUCUCGGCUGGUGAACGUCCUCUGAAAGUGAAUAAUAAUAAUAAUAAUAGUAAUUAUAAUUAUAAUUACCCAGAAGAUGAAAACACGGCCGUAUUUUGUCUCGAGUUGCUGAUUGCAAUCACUCUGAACAACCGCGACAGGAUCAUGCUCCUGUGGCAGUAUGUUUACGAGCACAUAACGAGCAUCGUCCAGUCGACCUUCAUGCCCUGUUCCCUCGUGGAAAAAGCAAUAUUCGGGCUCCUCCGCAUAUGCCAGCGCCUGCUUCCUUACAAAGAGAAUCUAACCGACGAGCUUUUGAAAUCCCUUCAGCUCGUGCUGAAACUCGACGCCCGCGUGGCGGAUGCUUACUGCGAACACAUCACACAGGAGGUCAUGCACCUCGUGAAGGCAAACGCAAUGCAGAUAAGGUCCCACAUGGGCUGGCGCACGAUUAUUUCCCUGCUCUCGAUCACAGCCCGCCAUCCGGAAGCUUCCGAGAUCGGCUUCGAGACUCUGUCAUACAUCAUGUCUGAUGGGGCACACCUCUCUCCUGCAAACUACGUGCUCUGCGUGAACGCCGCCAGGCAAUUUGCCGAGUCCCGAGUAGGGAAAAUCGAGCGGUCCAUGAAAUCACUGGACCUCAUGUCGGGCUCGAUUGUCUGCCUCGUGGCGUGGUUUUACCAGACGAAGGAAGCUGCCGGAGGUGAGGAAGCUGUUUUGAAAAUGUCUCGGGACAUACUCGAGAUGUGGAUGAGGCUCGUGCAGGGGCUGAGAAAAGUGUGCUUGGAUCAGAGAGAAGAUGUGAGAAAUCACGCGAUUUUGCUUCUACAGAGAUGCUUAACUGGCGUGGAUGGUAUUCAUGUACCGGUCGAUUUGUGGAUUCAGUGUUUCGAUUUGGUAAUCUUCACUUUGCUCGACGAGCUUCCGGAAGCAGCAGCCCAGCAGAGUACGCCGAAAGAGCACCGCAGCAUGGAGGGCUCCAUGGUCUUUUCACUCAAACUUUUGUCGAAAACAUUUUUACAAUCUCUGGUUGAGCUUUCGCGUUCGGCCGCAUUCUCCCAGCUGUGGUUGAAAUUUCUCGGUUGCAUGGAAAGAUACAUGAAGUUGCGAUUCAGAGGAAAAAGGUGCGAAAAGAUUCAUGAACUAAUCCCCGAGCUUCUAAAGAACACGCUUUUGGUGAUGAAGACGAGUGGGAUUCUUGUGCCUAGUGACCUAAAUGGGGACAGCUUCUGGCAGCUAACGUGGAUACAUGUGAAGAACAUUGACCCUUCUUUGCAAUCGCAAGUUUUCCCAAGUGAGGAAUUGGAUAAAUUGCAGGAAAAACAGGCGAAAGCCAGCUGUAGCCCGCUCCCUGAUGGUAAUGUAAUUGUACCGACUAAAGAAACCGCAGCUUGA